CAUCAAUCACAUCAAACAUUAAGCUCGGUAUUUUAACAAUUUUAACAAUUUUAACAAUUUUAACAAUUUUACCCUUUCAACUUAUUCUCCUAUGCGCUCUUAUAUACAUUCGCUGGGAAAAUAUCGUUGACAAUGACUUAACUGCAUGACCAAACGGGUAACUGGUUACAAUAUAUCACCAUUUAAAUAUAACCACAUCCGUUGCGUCCGUGCAUUUCACUAUGAUCGCCCGUCGGCUCGCAUUGCGCCAGACGUCCCGACUAUGUCGCCCCGUCCAACUUAGGAAUACAGCUAAUUACCAAUGGGCAAGAUUAGCUAGUACAUCUAGUGGAGGUGAUGGGCCUGAAGCAAGAAAAGGAGGCCUUGGGAGAUUCCUGGGUGGCUUUCUAGUUGCUCUCCUGGCUGGAGGCGCGGUUGUAUUGUACUCGAACCAGACAAAGGAGCCACCCAAGACACCCCAAGCAGUAAUUGAAUAUGAAAAGCCUCGCCCAGUCCCCGAGUCAAAGGAAGAUAAUCGAGACAUCAUAAGCAGCCAGCAUAUCCAAGUGAAGAAGAGUUGGGAGAAUCCAGGUGUUUAUGUUUGGGGCUCUAACUCUGGACGAGUCGCCGCCCCCGACUCUACGGACCCCGUCGUGAAAACCCCGCGGAGGAUACCAUUUUUUGACGGCAAACUACUCCGAGAUCUGAAGUUAGAUCGUGAUUUUGGUGCUGCUAUAACCGAAAAUGGUAAUCUCGUGCAAUGGGGUACGGCUUUCUCGAGUGCAAACCCAUCUCCGGCCGAGACGCUAAAGGGCAAGGAUCUCGUCAGGAUUGAAAUAUCCCGUGAUCGCAUCAUUGCUCUCGGAAAGAGUGGAUCCGUUUACUCUGUCCCAGUAUCAGCAGGGGACCAAACGUCUAGCAAGAAGUCCCAGAAAUCGUCCUGGUUCUCAUUAUGGUCCAGUCCAGAGACCGUUAACUAUCGGGAGCUAAAGCCACGGGAACUAGGAUGGGGUGAGAAAAUUAGUGAUAUUUCUGGUGGUCUAGAGCAUGUUCUCCUCCUAACCUCCAAGGGGCGCCUCUUCUCCGCCGCCUCUAGCUCAUCUGAUUUUCCAUCCAAGGGUCAGCUGGGUAUACCAGGUUUAACCUGGACGACACGACCGGAAGGACCGUACGAUCAACCACACGAAGUCCCCGGCUUGAAGAGAUUUAAUAUCGAACAGAUUGCUGCCGGCGACUACCAUUCACUAGCCCUUGACAGCGACGGACGCGUCUUUGUCUUUGGUGACAAUACCUCUGGCCAACUCGGCUUCGAGGUAGAGCCCCAAAUUCCAUUCAUCGAUGCUCCGAUCCCGUUACCGUUCAACAAGAUAUACAGCGGUUCUAGCAAGCAACCUCGUGUGACAUCUAUUGCUGCUGGUGGGGCAAAUUCGUUCUUCACUGUCGAUGCGAAGCGAAUUGCUGGAUUCAAAGAUGAUGUGGACGCUGUCAAAGACCUGGGGCGAGUAACAGCCGAUACAUUUGCUUGUGGCUCUGGCAUCUGGGGUAGCUUGGGUACGGGCAAGUGGACUCAUGUCUCACUUGGUCCUUCCAAGAUCAAAUCUCUAUCGGGCCUCUAUGAAUGGGACGAGAAUACAAAUUCGAUCAUUCCCAUCCGCCUAGCAAGAUUGAGUGUUGGUAGCACACAUACUGCUGCAGUGAUGGAUAAUGUCACUCAGGUGGGCGUAUCGAGUAGUACGUCCGAUAAUGACACGAACUGGGGUGCGGAUAUCGUAUUCUGGGGUGGUAAUGAGCAUUACCAGUUGGGGACGGGGAAAAGGAACAACCUUGCCAUACCGACCUACAUUGACCCUCUAGACGGGGGGGAGGCUGACGCGGAGAAGGGAAGAGGUAAUGAACAUCAUCGAUUCCAAAUCACCCCACGUACGACAGUGAGACUCGGGGAGGGUGGCACAGGCAGAAAAGUUAGCGUUGAGCAACGGGUGGAGUGUGGGCGGUUUGUGACAGCCGUCUACUCUGGGGCAUAGGCCCCUUGCCCUUCAAAAGCUCUAUAGGAAAAAUGCUAUGUACUAAUUUCUAGGUGUACAAUACAAUAUGGUCGAAUACUCGGAAUCCGUUAGAUGGACUUGGGUACCUCUUGGACUAACGAUGGUUGACUUGGAGCAUACGGUCCCCCGAUCGUUUCGGAUCUUUAGAUACCCCCCAUCUCAAUCUAUAAAAGUAAAUGUAUGUUAUGUAUUCAUACCCGAUGGUCGCUUUGAAGGCGCGUUAUCUUGGAUUCUAUACUUUCAAGUGUGAUUUAUUCAUUCCACGCUGGUCUAUCUGUUGUGUAUCAACUCGGCACAAACUUCAACCGAAUACAACAAGUCGUGGAUGGUGCACGUUUAUCAGGUGGAUAUGUUUUCUAUUCUGAUCUCAUCAUACCCGUGCAUUUUGACACUUCUGUUAAAUGAAUGUCACUGUGAAAUAUGUAUGAUUCGCUUCAUGAGGUUGCCCCGGCCUAAUCAUCAGUUUGAUCUACAACACAUACGCGAGAUCGGAUCUCU
Hypoxylon fragiforme is the source of this 2522-nucleotide messenger RNA. RefSeq names its product RCC1/BLIP-II. Gene Ontology annotation, cellular component: mitochondrial inner membrane. The record is from RefSeq and is a predicted model, not a curated record. The coding region runs from base 222 to 2003 and encodes 593 amino acids. Gene Ontology annotation, biological process: mitochondrial respiratory chain complex III assembly. Lineage: Eukaryota; Fungi; Ascomycota; Sordariomycetes; Xylariales; Hypoxylaceae. The transcript is spliced from 2 exons.